CCCAGUGCCCUGCCGCUCCCCCUGUGCUUCCCCCUCCCGAGUCGGCCCUCGGCUUAGCAUUGGUCCUUCAGGAAACGCGGUAGGGCACUUCGGUCCCCGCGUCGGAGCUGGGGCCGGGACCUGGCAAGGGGGUUUGCCCCGGCGCUAGUCGGUCAGGUCGGCGCCCCUGACAGCUCCGGGAGCCUCUGGCGCCGCGGACGCGCCAGCCCCAGCGCCAACCACCCGAGCGCCCGGCGGGGCGCCGCGAGGCAAAGCCGGAGAGCCGGCCGCGCCACCAAGGUGAGAGGCCCCGGCUCGCAGCAAGCGCUCCGACCCGGCUCUCCUCUCCUCCGCCAGGCUGCGUACCUGGGUGGCUGGGGACGGGCGCCUUUCCUCUCCGCGGCCUGAGGGCCAGCGUAGACACCACUCCCGGCGAGGGGCUGGAAGAAGGAGAAGGCAGGCACUCCUCGGGGGCGUCCCCCCGCCCCCAGCGAUCGGCGCGGAGCGGAGAUGGAGUUAGAGCCCGAGGCCAGUGUGCGCGCGCGGCUGUGUGCCCGUGUGCUUGGCCGCGCCCACACGUGAGCCGGGGACGGCGGCUUAGCCUGCACAGAGGGUGCGCUGGACCAGAGAGCCCCAAGGCCUGUUGGAGCGAGCCCAAAUCUGGAUGGUUUGUAACAGGGGCUGAAGAACUGCGAGACCUUCCCGAGGGCGCCGACCCGGGCUGUUAAUGAAGGGAACUGACCUCUAACAACUGUGGCCCAGGGCAACGUCCCACCACACCCCCACGCCACGACGUUCCCUGGAGAAAGGUGCUUCAUCUGAAAGACAGUACAGUCACAGAGGUCCUGAGCAGACGCCCGCCAGUACCCAGCAGUGCUUCCCAACCCGGGAAGGCACUUCCUCUCCUCUCAGAGAGCAGUUUAUUCUGCCUUUACAAGCCAGGAUGAACCAGCACCUGCCAAAUUUUUGAGACAGCUCAAGGCUUAGAGGAAAGCUCAUCUAAAUAAAGGCUGGCUAAAGUGACACUGCAAGGACUUAGUUCUUCUUUGCCUGCCGGUGUGACCAGAAGGCUGAUUUGCAAGUUUCUUCUUUCCUGGGGUCCAGAUUAUUAGCUCUUUGGGGCCGUGUGACUUGAUAGCAAGAGAAGCACAAAAUGAAGAAGGUCAGAGAUAAGUACCAGCAGCAGGGACUUGAGCGCCUGCAAGGGGAUUUUGCACACUAGAGUGAAGGAUUCCCCAGCCAUCAGAGGAAGUAGCAAACUGAAGCUUUUGUCCUGGGACUCAGCGACCUACUACGGAGCAUCAGAGCCCAUGUCCAGCCAGAAAGUUCCUGGAGUCUAAAGAGGGAAGUGGCUGCAUGCCAGAUUGUGCAGUUGGUUAAAGCCUAGAUGUUCAACAUGAGGGAGGUUGUGAAAUGCAGGUUCUGACUUGGCUGGGCAGACUCUGCUGCCAUGUUUGCCUCUGCCCUCCUCUGACUGAAGCCCUGAGACUGAGGCUGUUCAUAAGGAGAGUCUUUGCCCAGCUCUGCAGGCCAGCCCUCAAGGACACUGGGCUCUGGCCGUCCUCUGCCCCAAUCUCCCACCCACUGGGUCUCUUUCACUUCACCUCAGCCCACCCUUGAUUGGUGCCUCUUUGCUAAGAUGGAGACGUGAUCCUAGACGAUGACUGCAGUGUAUGUGAAUGGAGGCAGCCUGGUGAACCCCCACUAUGCCAGGUGGGAUCGGCAGGAUAGUGUGGAAAGUGUCUGUCUGACGGAGUGCAGCAAGGAGGAUGAGGAGGGACAGCCCCAACAGCUGACUCCCUUUGAGAAGCUGACACAGGACAUGUCCCAAGAUGAGAAGGUGGUGAGAGAGAUCACACUGGGGAAACGGAUUGGCUUCUACCGAAUCCGAGGGGAAAUUGGAAGUGGAAACUUUUCCCAAGUAAAGCUUGGGAUUCACUCCCUUACCAAAGAAAAGGUGGCCGUUAAGAUUUUGGACAAGACCAAGUUAGACCAGAAAACCCAAAGGCUACUAUCCCGAGAAAUCUCCAGCAUGGAAAAACUGCACCAUCCCAACAUCAUCCGACUUUAUGAAGUUGUGGAGACCCUAUCCAAGCUCCACUUGGUGAUGGAAUAUGCAGGAGGUGGGGAGCUCUUUGGGAAAAUUAGCAAUGAAGGGAAGCUCUCAGAAUCAGAAAGCAAGCUCAUCUUCUCCCAGAUUGUGUCUGCUGUGAAGCACAUGCAUGACAAUCAAAUUAUUCAUAGAGAUUUGAAGGCAGAAAAUGUAUUCUAUACCAGUAAUACUUGUGUGAAGGUGGGUGAUUUUGGAUUCAGCACAGUAAGUAAAAAAGGUGAAAUGCUGAACACUUUUUGUGGGUCUCCUCCCUAUGCUGCUCCUGAACUUUUCCGAGAUGAACACUAUGUGGGGGUGUACGUGGAUAUCUGGGCUUUGGGGGUACUUCUGUACUUUAUGGUCACUGGCACAAUGCCAUUUCGGGCAGAGACUGUGGCCAAACUGAAGAAGAGCAUCCUCGAGGGCACAUACAGCAUGCCUCCGCAUGUGUCAGAGCCCUGCCAUCGCCUCAUCCGAGGAGUCCUUCAGCCGAUACCCUCGGAGAGGUAUGGGAUUGACAACAUCAUGAACAAUGAAUGGAUGCAAGGGGUGUCAUACCCCACCCCUAUGGAACCCUUCCAGCUGGAUCCCAAACAUUUGUCAGAAACCAGCACCCUCAAAGAAGAAGAAAAUGAGGUCAAAAGCACCUUAGAACAUUUAGGUAUUACCGAAGAUCAUAUUCGAAAUAACCAAGGAAGAGAUGCUCGAAGCUCAAUCACAGGGGUCUAUCGAAUCAUUUUACAUAGAGUUCAAAGAAAAAAGGCACUGGAAAGUGUCCCAAUAAUGACACUGCCAGACCCUAAAGAAAAGAACCUAAAGAAAGGGUCCCGUGUCUACAGAGGCAUAAGACACACAUCCAAAUUUUGUUCAAUUUUAUAAAUUGCAUUAGACUUCUGGUAAAGAUCACUGUUGCUACUUUUAAAAUUUUUCAGACUUAGUGGAGACAUUUUUGUAAUUUUUAAAUAAACUUAA
Messenger RNA from Choloepus didactylus (southern two-toed sloth), 3043 nucleotides. It is a transcript of the gene NIM1K, whose product is annotated as NIM1 serine/threonine protein kinase. Gene Ontology annotation, biological process: microtubule cytoskeleton organization; protein phosphorylation; intracellular signal transduction. The record is from RefSeq and is a predicted model, not a curated record. The transcript has 5 exons. The coding region runs from base 1640 to 2950 and encodes 436 amino acids. Gene Ontology annotation, molecular function: protein serine/threonine kinase activity; tau-protein kinase activity; ATP binding. Gene Ontology annotation, cellular component: cytoplasm. Lineage: Eukaryota; Metazoa; Chordata; Mammalia; Pilosa; Megalonychidae.